Molecule: messenger RNA, 6453 nt
Organism: Camarhynchus parvulus
Lineage: Eukaryota; Metazoa; Chordata; Aves; Passeriformes; Thraupidae
Gene: VPS37A
Product: VPS37A subunit of ESCRT-I
Exons: 12
Coding region: 84-1268 (394 amino acids)
Biological process (GO): protein targeting to vacuole; protein targeting to membrane; ubiquitin-dependent protein catabolic process via the multivesicular body sorting pathway
Cellular component (GO): ESCRT I complex
Source: RefSeq, a predicted model, not a curated record
CGCGCAGGCGCGCGCGGGCGCUCGGUGAGGUGCGCGCGGUGCCGCGGGUGCCCUCGCGCCCCUCCGGUGCCGCCGCGCGCGCGAUGAACUGGCUGUUCCCGCUAGCCAAGGGCGGCGCCGCCUCCGCCUCCGCCGCGCCGCCCGCGCGCACCGGCCUCCAGCAGCAGCGGCAGCGCCAGGUCGAGUCCCUGCGCGCCGCGCACGCCUCCAUUGCAGAAAUACAGAAAGAUGUGGAAUAUCGGCUGCCAUUCACUGUAAACAACUUGACAAUUAACAUUAACAUUUUGCUUCCACCUCAGUUUCCUCAGGAAAAGCCAGUCAUCAGUGUUUUCCCACCUGUGAGACAUCAUUUAGUGGACAAGCAGGGGGUAUAUGUGACCGGUCCAUUAAUAAGUAAUUUUACAAUGCAUUCAGAUCUUGGAAAAAUUAUUCAGAGUUUACUGGAUGAGUUUUGGAAGAAUCCUCCGGUUCUAGCUCCUAGCUCAACAUCAUUUCCAUACCUUUUCAACAAACCAGCUGGAAUGCCUCCUUUUGCUCCUCAGGGGUUUCCAUUUCUCCCUCCAUAUCCACCUCAAGAAACAAACAGAACAAUGGCACCCAUGCCCAUUUCUGAAUCAGUUUCUUCAAACUACACUACGGACAAGCCUGCUGCUCCCUCGUAUGGCUUGAUUGCUGAUCUGCCGCUGCCUGUUCCCACAGCAGAAGCGGUGCUGCAGGUUGGCCAGAACGGAUUUACAUACAAGAUGCCUGAUGUUCCUGAUACUUUUCCAGAACUCUCAGAACUAAGUAUAUCACAGCUAACCAGUAUGAAUGAGCAAGAGGAGGUGUUACUGGAACAGUUUGUGACUCUUCCGCAGCUGAAGCAAGUCAUUACUGAUAGAGAUGAGUUAGUGAAAAGCAUUGAAGAGCUGGCAAAAAAAAACUUGUUGCUGGAGCCUAGUCUUGAAGCAAAAAGACAGACAGUGUUGGAUAAAUAUGAGCAACUCACGCAAAUGAAAGCAGCCUUUGAAAAAAAGAUGCAAAGACAGCAUGAACUUAAUGAGAGUUGCAGUCCAAGUGCUCUGCAGGCCAGACUUAAAGUUGCUGCUCAUGAAGCUGAAGAGGAGUCUGAUACUAUUGCAGAAGACUUCUUGGAAGGCAAAACAGAGAUAGAUGACUUUCUUAGUAGUUUCAUGGAAAAGAGAACGCUCUGCCACUGCAGACGAGCCAAAGAGGAGAAACUUCAACAGGCAAUAGCCAUGCACAGCCAAUUUCAUGCUCCGCUAUAGACUUCCUGCAAACUACACCUGCCAAGAGAACGAAUGAAAACCCCAAUAAAGCACACUUUUUAAUAACUAUUAUUUGCAAAUAAGCAUUUCAUCUUAUCUGGUUGUAUUUAUGGAAGAGAUUGUAUACAGAGUUGGGAUGGUUUUUGUACAAAUUAGAACGUCUCUUUAUAUUCUCAUUGUACUCAAGAAUCCUUCUAUUGCAAUCUUUGCAUUAAUUUCUUGUAUUUAUCGUUGAUAGUUAAAAUAUUUAAGUUCCCUGCUGCUAUACUCCAUUGUUCAGAGAUUAAAUAUCUAAACAUGUAAUUUUGACUAGCUUUUUACAUUUUUAUAAAAACAUAAUUCAUAUCUUUUGUAUUUUGAAUUUUAACCAUAGAUUUGGCUUAAUCUGUGGAAGACUUUAAGUGAUAGGACUCUGAAAACUAAAAAAAUUCUUAAUGGAGAUUGCCACUGGAUUCACAAGCUGUCUUUUCUUGAAGCCAAAAUAUUAAAGAACAAGUUUUUUUACUUCUAAGUAAUAAUAGAAAGCUAAGUAUUAGCUUGUAUUGUGUUUUGGAUGAGUAGAUUGGGGAUUAAGCAAAGGAUGUGUUGGAAAAAAAUUAUACUGGAAUCAAAAUAGAAUAAAUGAUAUCUGCAUAGGUUUGGUAUGUUGCUUAGUAGCACUGAUGCACUGAUUUCAAGAGUGGUUUGGUACCUACCACUGAUUAAACACAAUUUUCAUCUAACAAGUUCAUUUUCUUUUCUUUUGUUCAUAAAGGAAUAAUAAGCAGGUCACCUUCCUGUUUCUUUUUAUGCAAUAUAAAGAAGUUCAUCAUGUGAGGAACUCAGAAACGCUCCAAAAAAACUAGUUCUGAAGUUCUUUGGAAAACGGUUAUUUUUUUCUAAUGUUAAGAAACAAAGAAACUAAUUUGGUUGGAGUUGCACGGUGUCAUAUGAUAAGGCAAGUGAUCAGAUUCGGAAGUGAAACUCAAUUCUGUGCUUUAAUCAAUGAAUCUUGCCUCUGGUAAGCUGACAGUCUGGGGAUGGGGUAUAUCUGGUGAGAAUGGGUAGGACUAAAUGCAGUGUUCUGUAGGAAGAAAAUACAGGUCCUAAAUAUGCAUGUAUUUUCUCUCUUGCUAUUGCAAGAAGACACAUUCUUUUUCUUAACCUUCUCAAUGCAUCAGGUUUUCAUGGAGACAGUCAAGGAGGAAGAAGGAGGAGUAGAAGGAAUGGUACAGUUUUGAGAGUUGUAAGUAGGCUAAAGUGCUGAUUAAGUAAUGUAUCAGAAAUCCUGCUUCUUUCUUGUCAGGAAGCAGUCUGGAGAUAAACCUCUUAGCAAGACUCCACCUGUGUGUUACCUAGAUAGGAUCACAGAACAUGGCAGGUUCAAAUCUCAGACCACAGUCCAAGCAUGUGCUUUUCUGUGUCACUGAUCCUCAGUCCUAAACUUAAUAUUCUUCCAGCAAACUGUGAUAUUUCUUCUGAAUGGAGAAAAGUGAUUAAGGAAAAUCAUGUAAGUGCAAAAAGUCUGUUCUACAGGCUAGUGGGUCUUCAGUCUCAGCCCUGCCAUUCGUUACACUUGUGCGAUUGUCCUAAGCUGUUCCUUCUCAGGCUAAGUAAACUAUUCACUGGUAUUUUAUAGGACAUAUUUUAAAGCUGAUCCAAAUUCUGAGAUUAGAUGUCCCAAGAAAAUAGAUCUGUGGUCCAAAUCCAAGAUACUUCGAUGUCUGAAAAAAAUCAGCACUUUAUAAAUGGAAUGCUUAAGCAAUAAUUUUAGAGGUUCUUAUUCCAUGUGCUGCCUGUAUAUUGACACAGCACUCCUGCUUAUGUGCUAACUAAAGCCUUAGCUUAUGUAAACAUCUAAGUGGUUCUGAACUUGUGUCUAUGAGUAGUGUGAUUUCUGCAGCUCUGGAGAAGAGUUAGGUGUAAGUCAUCACUGUAACCUUCUUGGCAAAAUCCCAUCUAAUUCUGUGCUGAAUUGUUGUUUCUGAUCUCUUUCUGAUGAUCUAGUUAACUCUCAAGACUACACACAAUUCUGUGCAGAGCUGUUUUUUUUGUUCUUGUUUCUUGUGAACAGAAAAAGGCAUGGAUGACCAGAUAUCUGGUGUUCUUGCUGUAUUGGGGUAGUAUCUUUAUACAUUUUAUAACAGGACAGGAGGACAGGCUUCUGUUCUCAUCUGCCAGGUGUUACUGUGCUCUGCUGUCACUGAACACUUUAGCCAGGUCACCCUCAGGGGAUUUGUAGUACAGGUUCUGAACUCUUCAGCUUUUCAUCUUAUGUUACUUUAGUGAGCAAAUUUUCAAAUUAGGAACUUCUCCAUGGAGUCUUUCUGAUGGUAGUGGAGUAGAAUCUCCAAGAAAAUGUCACUGUUUAAUGCAAGUUCAGUGUUGGUUAUUCAGGGAUUUCAAAGUUAAGUUCUUUUUUCUCCCUUUUAUUCUCUGAUGUCAUUGUUACUAUUAUUUGGAUUUUCCCCCUUAUUUUUAGCCCCUUCUGCAGUCACAAACCCAUCCUCUAGAAAAGAAGCACAGAAGUCUCUGUAUUCAAUGGUGAUGUAUACUGGAUUAGCUGCAAGAAUGCUGUCACAUCCAAGAAUGUCCAGCCUGUUUAUGGUCUUUAAGGGUCUACCUGAUGCUGGUUGGGGUAGUUUUUGAGGAUUUUUUGUUGUUGUUUUGUUUUUCUUUUGUUUUAGUCCUACAUUGGUUGUGCCUUCCCUGGUCUACUUUCACCAGAAGACUAGGUAGAACACUGAUAACACUCUAUCAGAGUCAGAGUCAGGGAUUUUUGCUUUUAGCAUGCUGGUAGCUCACAGUUAAACACAUUCUUUACCUCAGUUUUUGCCAAAAUAUGAAGUGCAGGUGUAAAUCCAGUUUCCCAUGAAGUGUAAGAGAAUGACAGCUGCUGUUAGAUGCAUAUUCUAAGGGUUUUUGAAAUAUGUCAAAAGAACUUUUAAGCAAUCUGGAAUAAAAAGCUAUGUACGAUGACUUGUUUCUUGCGAGCUUUGCACAAUGUCAUGCUCAGAUGUUCUCCCAAUGGGAAAUCCAAGUCAAUGAACAAAAAAUUCAAGAGUAAGGAGAUGGCUCAGCUCUGAUGUUGCAGUUGUUAGCAGUGGGGAGUGUACAUUCUGUGUGGUAACUGCUGAUUGAGUCUGAGGUUUGCCUAAUUUUAAUACCUGAUCUUACUGCUAAAUCACAGAAUGGGUCAGGUUGGAAAGGUCCACACUGGGUCAUUUGUUCAAACCUCCCUGCUCAAGCAGGGUCAUCCUAGAAUACAUAGGACAGGAUUGUGUCCAGAUGGUUCAUGAAUAUCUCCGAUGCAGGUGACUCCACAGUCUCUCUGGACAACUGUUCCAGUGCUCAGUCAUCCACAUAGUAAAGAACCUCCUCAUAAUCAGGUGGAACUUCCUGGGCAUCAGUUUCUGCCAUUUGCCUCUUGUAUUGUUCAGCACCACAAAGAAAAGCCUGGCUCCAUCCUCUUGACACCCUUCCUUCAGAUACUUACAGACAUUGAUGGGGUCCCCUCUCAGUCUUCCCCAGCCUAAACAGGCCCAGCUCCCUCAGCCUAUUCUCUUAAGUGUGUGAUCUACUUAUCUUUGUUGCCCUCUGCUGAAAUGGCUCCAAGGAGCUCCAUGCCUUCCUUGUUCUGAGGAACCCAGAUCUAUUCUUCCCCAGGUGCAGGGCCCUGCAUUUGCUUUUGUUGUAUUUCAGAACAUUCCUCUCUGCCCAUCCCUCCACUGAGAUCCUUCUGAAGGGCUGCACAGCACUCUGGGGUAUUGGCUGCUCCUCCCAGCUUGGUGUCAUCUGAACUUGCUGAGAGGCACUAUGCCAGCCACCACUGCAAACAAGAGACUGGAAAGUGAGUUCUCAGCAGUAUGAACUAUAAUUCUGUUGUUUUUUACAUACUCCAGCAGCUUUGCCACUUAGGAAUUGGACCAAAUGUGGAAGUUAGAAAUUUUACAGUUUUAUACAUGUCCAAGGUCUAACUACUCCCUUCAAAUAAUUUUUAUAAAUUUUUAUAAAAUAGAGAUUUAAGAGAUCUUCAGGUAAAACUCAGUUAAAACUCUGGCAACAAUGUCAAGUAUCACAGCCUUAAUUAUUCUGAACAGUAAAUACUGUAAUGUGUUAAACUUACAAAUAAAGGCUUUAGGAUUUUAAUAUGUCUUGUAGUCUUAUAACUUACAUAUACAGUUGGGCAUUGCAGGACUUUUGAGUGGAUAUAGAAUUGUGUUGAGAGUGGAUGCAGUACAAUACUCAAGGACAAACAUUUUAUCUUCAUGUGCAGUGGUUUGAGCUUUUCCUGUUCAGCCAUUUAAACAGCAGUAAUUCUUGGAGCUACCUUCACUAAAAUGGGCUUUAAAAACCUGUAUUGCAUCUCUGGCUUUUGAAAAUGCCUUGUUUUAGUCAGACACCUGUAGACAUCACAUUUCCAUGCAGUAAUAAGCUAUAAAGAGAGCCUAUAUUUCAAUAACAAGGGAAUACCUCAAUAUAAAGAACUGUGUUCUUUAGUCUUCAGAAACAGAAUAAAUUUAUCUGAAUAACCUUAGCAACAGGCUUAGUCCUUGCCUGAAUUCAGUUGUUUUUCUGGUGGACCUGUAAGUUUUCAUCAGCUUCUUUACAGAAUGAUUUCUAUUAAAAGACUAGAACAUUCUAUUUUAACAUUUAAUAUUAUUGGAUUUGCUGAUUUCAGUGCUUUACUGGCAAUUUAAAUAAUAUAAGUAAAUUUGAAUGUUUAUUUUAUCUUCUUAUGCCCGCACUCUGGCAUCUCUCUGAAUUCAGGGUUUGCAGUACACUUGGCUCUAGAUCUUUGGCCUAUUUUUCUUGUGUCUUAGUACCAUCAUAAGCUGACCUACUUCAAACUCAUCCAGCACAUGUUCUUCCCUUCCCAAAUGAAUUGUCAGCAACUUACCUGUCUUUGGAGGAUUUUUCAGUCACUGUGGUGUUUACCUGUCUCUGCACUGCUGUGUAAGGGUGACCAGCCAACCUAAAAGCUGCACCCAGCUGUCAGCCUGCACUCAGAAGCAGCCCCUGGCCUUGGUUUUGUUUGUGAUCUGCUUGAGAACUCUUGUAUGCAGUUCAGGGCAGUGUCCACAGAGAAGCAUUAAGUUAGCUGGUCAACAGUGAUGGCAUUCUUACCUUCAUAGCAAAGGCUAUCCCAUUGUGUUGCUGCAGUUUUAUUGUUGGUUUGCGUCAUUAAAUGUCUUUUAUGCUGUGA